Recurvomyces mirabilis is the source of this 1104-nucleotide messenger RNA. RefSeq lists its product as uncharacterized. NCBI's taxonomy places the organism in Eukaryota, Fungi, Ascomycota, Dothideomycetes, Mycosphaerellales, Teratosphaeriaceae. The record is from RefSeq and is a predicted model, not a curated record. The transcript has a single exon. Bases 1 to 1104 code for a protein of 367 amino acids. Gene Ontology annotation, molecular function: nucleotide binding.
AUGGCAUCAAAAAUCAGAGUCGGCCUCAUGGGCUACGGCUUCUCAACAAAAUGCUUCCAUCUGCCUUACAUGCUCCCUAAUCCGGAUCUCGAAGUCUACGCUUUUCUGCAGCGUAAAGACGCUCCCCAGGAUACCAAGGAACAAGGUCUCCACUGCACAAUUGACUACCCGCAAGCUAAACACUACCGCACUGCCGACGACUUCUUCGGCGACAAGAACAUUGAUCUUGUAUGCGUUUGUACAGCCGUCGCCUCUCAUGCUGAAUACGCCGAGAAGGCUCUGAAGGCUGGCAAGCAUGUCGUAGUGGAGAAGCCAUUUACGCAGUCCGUGGAAGAGGCCGACCGCUUGAUCAAAGUAGCCAAGGAGUCUGGCAAGAUCCUCACAGUCUUCCAAAAUCGACGAUAUGAUUCCGACUUCCGCACACUGAAGAAACUGGUUGAUGCGAAGGCUUUCGGCCAAGUGACGGACUUCGAGAACCAUUACGAUACUGACAACCCGCCCUGGCUGCGUCCGAAUCCCAACCCUGGUCCAGGCGAUGGUAUGCUCUUCGGUCUCGGCACGCACUCGAUCGACCAAACUCUCCUCCUCUUCGGCAACCCCAAAUCCAUCUGGGCGACCACGCGAGCGCUGAAGGAGGGCAGCAAAAGCAACGAUACCUUUAUAGUCCAACUUCAGUACGAUGGCGAUCAGUCCGACCUCCUCGUCACCGUCCGCACCACCAUCAUCUCCCCCGUCCCCAUGCACAAAAUGCCCAAAUACAUCAUCCGAGGCCGUAGCGGCGCCUUCUUCAAAACGGGCGAGGAUCCGCAAGUCGAUCAUUUCUACGGUGGCAUCAAGGUCACGGAUGACGAGAAAUUCGGUGUCGAGCCCGAGAACUUUCAUGGGUACCUGAGUACGACUGAGAGUUCUCCCAUGGGUAAGCAUGAUGGGAGUUGGAAGAGCGAGAGGGGGAGUUAUAGGGAUUAUUACGUUGAUGUUGUUAGGGCUAUAAGGGGGGAGGCGCAGGUGGCGGUUUUGCCGGAGGAGAGUCGGAAUGGGUUGAGGGUUAUUGAGUUGGCGGUUGAGAGUGCGCGGACGGGGAGGACGGUGGAGUUUACGCCGUGA